UGGCUUCAUCUCUAUCUCUAAUUGGUUAUCCUCUCACGCGCUCUUUUUGCACUUUUCAUUCCACGUCUGCUCACCCUCUAACAUGCGCACCCCUCUCAUCCAACGGCCCACGUUUAUCCUCCACCCCCUGCGCAUUUUAGCCUCCACAUUCAACACAAAAGCAACAUUCUUUUUCUCACAACCAACAGAUGCGCACACACACAUACAUACACACACGCGCAGCUGAAAUCGGUGGUUUUUGACGGUUUCCGGUCGAUCUACGGCAGCCGGACGCGCGAUUUGAGCAGGUGAUUUUCAUUUAUUGUUAGAUCGUAUCGUAUUGUAUUGUAUGGUAUCGUACUCGUUCAGUAUAAUUUCCGAUCUUCAAGUGCGAUUUUGGUUUUCGUUUCCGUUUGAAUCUGUUUGUACGUUGUUUGAUUGUACGAUUUGUGUUAUGAGAACUGUAUUGAUCUGUUGUAUAUGGAGGUUUUGGAGUUAGAAACCCUAGGUCGAGAUUAUGUGUGUGUAAAUUAGGUGAAAUUGUGUGUUAAUGAAGUUCUCUAGUUUCGGACAUGUUUUAGAUAGUUAGGAGUAGGAUUGGGGUGUUUGUUUGGAGAAUUUGUGAUUGUGAAGAGUAGGAGUGGAUUUGAUUGAUGUGGAAGAUGGAUCCGAACGAGAUUUUGUUGAGUAGAGGUGGCGGUGGAGGGAAUAGUAACGGGACGGCUGGUGAGGGGUUUAUCGAUCGGAGUAAAGUGAGGAUUUUGCUUUGUGACAAUAAUUUAAAGAGUUCUGAAGAGGUUUUUCAUCUGCUUUGUAAAUGUUCUUAUCAAGUGACUUCAGUACGGUCACCGAGGCAAGUGAUUGAUGCCUUGAACGCUGAGGGGCCCGACAUAGAUAUUAUUCUAUCUGAGGUUGAUCUUCCUAUGGCUAAAGGCUUUAAGAUGUUAAAAUACAUCAUGAGGGACAAUGAUCUGAGGCGAAUUCCUGUGAUCAUGAUGUCUGCUCAAGAUGAAGUUGCUCUUGUUGUCAAGUGCUUGAGGCUUGGAGCAGCUGAUUAUCUUGUGAAACCAUUGCGAACGAAUGAGCUGUUGAAUUUGUGGACGCACAUGUGGAGGAGAAGACGUAUGCUUGGCUUGGCUGAGAAGAACAUAAUGAACUGUGAAUUCGAUCCAGUCCAAUCAGAUCAUAGUGAAGCUAAUACGAACAGCACCACUCUGUUUUCGGAUGACACAGAUGACAAGUCACACAAGACUUCAAAUCCAGAAGUCUCGGUAUCCGUUCCUCAAGAAAACGAAACUAGUAUCAUAACACCUCAUGGUCUUAUCAACACACCACUUGUCAACUUAUCAGACGACCCACCUAAUGUCCCAGAAAUCAACGAGCAACUACGGGCUGUGUUUGCAGGGAAAGUGAUGUUCGGUCCAAAGAAGAGUGAACUAAGGAUAGGUCAGUCUUCAGCCUUUUUUACAUAUGUCAAAUCGAGCGCGUUCAGGGGUGAUACACACGUGGAUGAAGCCAACCCGCCAGCAUUAAACAUCAACCCGACCGAUGAAAAUGCUGCUCGAUAUGAACACGCGGUUAGUGAUCACGAAAACAUAUAUAUCAAUAACGCACCUCGCGAUUCGGUAUCAGUAGACAGAUCCCCUUUACCUCCAGAAUCCAAUCUUCAAAUGAACUACAACGUAUCAGAAACACAACAAUCUGGUUAUAACCCGUAUUCUGCUUAUCCAUAUUACCUACCGGGACCGAUGAACCAUGUGAUGAUGUCACCAGCCUCAUCGAUGUACCAACAGAACAUGAAUAUUCCACCUCAUCACAUGCCUGGAAUGACAUCAUUCCCUUACUAUCCUGUUAAUCUUUGCUUACCUGGCCAGAUGCCAGCUGGAAUGCCCACAUGGCACUCGUACGGGAAUUCUUCUAACCACAAUGCGAAGGUACAUAAACUUGACCGUAGACAAGCAGCUUUGAUCAAGUUCAAGCAGAAGAGGAAAGAACGGUGUUUCGAUAAGAAAAUCAGGUACGUUAAUAGGAAAAAGCUAGCAGAGAGACGACCUCGUGUAAGGGGACAAUUUGUGAGGAAGGUUAACGGGAUUAAUGUGGAUCUUAACGGUCAACCCACUUCUACUGAUUUUGAUGAUGAGGAUGACGACGAUGAUGAUGACGAGGAAGAGGAAGAUCACACAGGAUAUCCAUGAUUUAUGGAGUAGAAAAGACAUAAUAGAAGAUCUUAGUCAUCAACUGCAAGAUGAUUGAAGGGCUAAAAAGUGGUUACACCUUCUCCAAGGCUUCGACGUGGAGAGAUAUCUGUCGAAGUCCGUCUAAAGUGCGCACGGGAAGAGGGGGGGGGGGUUACCUUUUGACAAGGGUGUUGCAAGUGAAGGUUUGUGAGAGGAAAGAUAGGAGGAGAGGCGUCUGUGAUACUUUGCGAUGGAGAGGUUUUAAUGGUUAUUAUUUGGACCUCUUCUCUUGUGUCAAGAAUGCCACCUAUAUAUGAAACGAGACAGCAAAUAAUUAUGAACCAAGUAAACUAACUCGUGUCUAACUAGAGAAUAUAAGGAAUCGUGACCGAUCACUUUGAGCAUAGAUCAUAAAUAUAUGGGGUGAAUACGUUGUAGAACUUGUGCUUAAAACUUGAUGUAAAUUCACAUUUGUAAUACCAUCUGUUUCUCAUUUUAACCAA
Molecule: messenger RNA, 2659 nt
Organism: Helianthus annuus (common sunflower)
Lineage: Eukaryota; Viridiplantae; Streptophyta; Magnoliopsida; Asterales; Asteraceae
Product: two-component response regulator-like APRR1
Exons: 7
Coding region: 633-2174 (513 amino acids)
Biological process (GO): cytokinin-activated signaling pathway; phosphorelay signal transduction system
Molecular function (GO): protein binding
Source: RefSeq, a predicted model, not a curated record